AUGACAGCAAAAUCAGCCAGAGAGGACCGAAAUAAAUACUGGGCUGAAAUUGCAAUCUCUAUGGAGCAGGCCUCAAACGUUGGUGAUACUCGAAAGCUUAACCAACUUAUUCGCCAGGCUAGUAGUAGACUGUCUUCACUGAGUGACUCAGUUCGUGAUGUGAAUGGCAGCUUUAUUGCUGACACCGCGAAUACGAUUGAACGCUGGCGAGAGCACUUCGAGCACCUCCUCAACUUAGAUACGGAGCCCACCGUCCCCUGCUCCCAUCUACAGUCGAGCCUCCUCCAUCUCUCACUUAUCUAG
Dibothriocephalus latus is the source of this 303-nucleotide messenger RNA. NCBI's taxonomy places the organism in Eukaryota, Metazoa, Platyhelminthes, Cestoda, Diphyllobothriidea, Diphyllobothriidae. The record is from the annotation of a GenBank genome assembly.